UAGCUAUUAAUUACAAGGUUUUGCGUGCCUUUGCCGUUUUUUUUAUUUUGGUGGUGAUGAAAUAUUCUUCGUUCUUACGAAACGUGGGCAAGUUUCUUUCUUCGUCCAUUUACUUUAGGGGAUUUAUCCGUUCUCUUUUACAUCGAAAGCAAAUUUGAAUCCUCGGAGCGGACGUUAUCUACCACCACCACAAAAAGACAACAGGGGACCCGUCAACAAAGCGGGAUGCACUCCGCUUCUGGACUAAGUAAUUAGACUACUGAAGUACUGUUGAAGAGACAGCAUGUAAAAAUCGGAGACACCUCAAGGGGACGGGAGUCGCCGAAAAGAAGACGAGAGCCGUCCUGCGCCGUCGCCUUAAAGAAAGGAAAAACUCGGAUCAGAUGAAAAAAUGAUUCCACCAGCUAGCAUGAUCACGGACGACAGCGUCGGUAAAGAGAACGACCGAGAACAACAUGAGCUGCCACAGUCACCGGCGUCUAGUAUCAGCCAGCAAGAAUCCAAGCUGCAGAGGCUGAAGCGCUCUCUCUCCUUCAAGACCAAGAGCCUGCGCAGCAAGAGUGCCGACAACUUCUUCCAGCGCACCAACAGCGACAUGAAGCUGCAGGUGGACCUGCUGCCGGAGGUGCGCUCCAGCAUGGGCCACCUGGGCAGCUGCGACCUGUCCAUCCCCCUGCCCAUCCCCUCCUCCAUCUGCUCCCCGGGCCAGAACCCCCGCCAGCCCGACCCCAGCGCGCACAGCUUCCUGGAGCACAUCUUCAAGAAGCCCACCUUCUGUGACGUUUGCAAUCACAUGAUCGUUGGCACCACAGCCAAGCACGGGCUCCGCUGCAAAGCCUGCAAGAUGGGCAUCCACCACAAGUGUGCUGACGGAGUGGGCCAACAGAGGUGCAUGGGGAAGCUGCCCAAAGGGUUUCGUCGGUACUACAGCUCCCCCCUCCUCAUCCAGGAGCAGUUCGGCUGCAUUAAAGAAGUCAUGCCUAUUGCCUGUGGGAGCAAAGUGGACCCCGUGUAUGAGGCCCUGCGUUUUGGGACGUCGCUGGCACAGAAGACCAAGAGGACCAGUACCGGCAGUGGCUCUGACUCGCCCCAUCGAAACUCUACCAGUGACCUGGCGGAAGUGCCUGAAGAAGCCGUGGCCCACAGCAGCAAGGCGGAGCUCACUAGGAAACACAGCGACAACGUUUUUACGCCUCUAGAAAAUGGAACUGAACAUUUUCACCCAGGGGACCGGAAAAUUGAAGACUCACCGGUGCGGAGACAGGUGAGGAAGGACGUGCUGCAGCUGAACACCUACGUGGCCUUGUACCGAUUCGUGCCACAGGAGAGUCACGACUUGGAUUUGAAACCUGGAGACAGAAUCGUGCUGGCAGAUGAUUCUAAUGAAGACUGGUGGAAGGGUGUGAUCGAGGACCGCAUCGGGUUCUUCCCUGCUGCCUUCGCCCACCAGGUGCGGCCUGGGGAUCGAGUGUUCAGGUGUCACCGGACCUUCAUCGGCUGCAAAGAGCAGGGACAGAUCACACUGAAGGAGGGACAGAUUUGCGUAAGUGGCGAGGAUGAGCACAAUGGCUUCAUCGGGGUGGCGAGCGGGAAGAAGAGAGGGUAUGUGCCCUGCGACGUUCUGGAGAACAUCUGAGAGAGGAGAGGGAGAGAGAAGGCAGAACUGCAGUGUUGCUCUUCCAUGCCCUUUUACACACAGCACCUCCGUGGUGAGCUCCACCCAACUCCUAGAGGGAACAUGCUGAUGGGACCAAUAGGAAGUACCAUCACAGACAAUUCCAAAUGGGGACUGCAGGUUUGGUUAAACUGUGCAGUGACUUCCUUGUUUCCUUCUCCAUGAUUGGAAGACUGAAGGUUUGACAGAAGGUGUGUCUGC
Messenger RNA from Megalops cyprinoides (Indo-Pacific tarpon), 1876 nucleotides. It is a transcript of the gene stac, whose product is annotated as SH3 and cysteine rich domain. Gene Ontology annotation, molecular function: transmembrane transporter binding. Gene Ontology annotation, cellular component: extrinsic component of cytoplasmic side of plasma membrane. Lineage: Eukaryota; Metazoa; Chordata; Actinopteri; Elopiformes; Megalopidae. Gene Ontology annotation, biological process: skeletal muscle contraction; positive regulation of voltage-gated calcium channel activity; positive regulation of protein localization to plasma membrane. The record is from RefSeq and is a predicted model, not a curated record. The transcript has 11 exons. The coding region runs from base 392 to 1636 and encodes 414 amino acids.